CCCGAAUUGAGUUCUUACCUUAUAAACUACUUCAAUGAUUGUUUGAGAUUUGUAAAUUUACAAAUCUUCAUCAUUUAAAAUGACAGCUAAAAAUUGUUUAUGCUGUUACUGUGACAAUUCAUCAAUUAAACUAACAGACGAGGAUGUAGAGCAUAUUAAGGAUAUCGUUGGAGAUUAUAGAGAAUUUCUGAAUGAUCAAACAGUUCCAACGAAUGUCAUCUGUGUUGCAUGUCAUGAUAAACUCACUGACUUUGUGGAUUUUAAGCUUAAAAUAAUUAAAACACAUCAAAAAUUCCUUCAAAAUCCACUAAUAAAAUCGGAACCGACAGAAGAUCCAGAAGAGUUUAAUGUCGAUUUCAUUUCAACAAAAGGAAUUAAACAGGAAGUAGAGAGAGACGAGGAACAGCCAAAUUAUCCAAUAGAACCAAUAACUGUAAUUAAUGAACAUGUUAAACGAAUUAAGAAAGUGUCGCAAAGUAUUACAACCAAAUUAAGGACAUCCAGUAAAAGAAAACGAAAAAGGAAGGAUACACCGUCUGAAAAGGAUCAUUAUUGUCCAGUUUGUUCGAAAUACUUUACAGAGGCUAGAAAAGUGAAGGAACAUGUCAAGAGAAUCCAUUUAAGAACCAAGAAUUAUCAUUGCGAUAUGUGUGACUACUCAGCAUAUAAAAAGUAUGAUAUCUACCUGCAUAUUACAAACAUUCACAAGCCUAAAAAUCUUCUUGAAAAGAACUCAAUUUGCCCAACUUGUGGCUUGGCAUUUUUAUCAAAUUCACGGCUUAACGUUCAUAUUAGAAGAAAACAUCAAAAAUCAACGAUGAGAAGAAUAGCAUGUGAUCUGUGUCCUCACAGAGUAGCUACUUUAAACGAAAUGAGAUGUCACAUGAAUGUUCAUUUAACAAAAGAGCUAAGAAUGCAGUACAGCUGCGAAUUCUGUGAUGCUGUAUUUUAUUCCAAAGGAAGCCUGAAGACACAUCGAGAUGUAAAGCACCUGUUCAGUAAUGUAAAUAUCACAUGCUUUUGUGGAAAAACGUUCAAACAGAAAUCUGUAUAUCAACGGCACUAUACAGUCAUACAUAUGGGUCAGAAGAAAUUUAAAUGUGAUGAAUGCAAUAAAGGAUUUAGUGGAAAAACGCAUCUUGAGUAUCAUAAGAAGGCAGCACAUUCAGACAUUGUACCGUCAAUUCCAUGUGAAAUUUGUGGAACAUUAUACAAGUCACUCGAGACACUUAAACGCCACUUCAUUUAUCACGGAGAUCCUAAAUUUAAAUGCGAUGAAUGUGGAAAAAUGUUCCAUGAAAAUAAGAAGCUAAUGGAUCAUCAAAGUGCACAUAAAAUACUUGAAUUUCCCUGCCAAUAUUGCCAACGAAGUUUUAGACUUGAAACUCAGCUAAAUUAUCAUUUAAAGAAGGUCCAUUUUAAGGAGAAGUUGACAUUUAAAUGUGAAUUAUGUUCAUCGACAUUUACUCGCAAAUCAACAUAUAGAGAUCAUGCAUUAAGACAGCACAAGGAACUUAAUCAAGACAUGAUGACUGAAUUUCUAAAGAGAAUCAGAAAAAGUUUGGCAGAAGAGCACAAAACUUAGUUCUUUUAAGCAAUUCUCAUUUUUACUCUUUCUCUCUUACUCUCUUUGUAGUAUAUUGAGAAAGGGAUUAAUGUUGUUAUUUUUAAAUAAAGUAAUUGAUUUUUAAAGUGAU
Chironomus riparius is the source of this 1697-nucleotide messenger RNA. Lineage: Eukaryota; Metazoa; Arthropoda; Insecta; Diptera; Chironomidae. The record is from the annotation of a GenBank genome assembly.